This is a messenger RNA of Lachancea meyersii CBS 8951, 826 nucleotides long. The record is from the annotation of a GenBank genome assembly. NCBI's taxonomy places the organism in Eukaryota, Fungi, Ascomycota, Saccharomycetes, Saccharomycetales, Saccharomycetaceae.
CACAGACUCGGUACGUUGUGCAUAUUUGAAUAACUAGACAGUUUCUAUUCCUAUCGCAAAGGUGCUCUGCAAGGCCAUGAGAUCCCAAAAAACCAGUCUGGUCCCAAUUUUUCAUGCUCAAAUGGAGUGGCGGAUCUCCGUCUCAGCGAUAAACGACUCAUUUUGGGAGCAGUUUUAGCAUCACAAAAAAGCCACCAAAGGUAACAGACUUUAGUUCGGCACGACGCGCUUUAUUUUGUGGCAAUGAUACUCUCCGGGUGCUGAGACACACGCCUUGUACAGAAUGAUGUCAAAGGGAAAGGCCGACGAGAAAUUGAUAGAUCCUCGCCAAUUCACUCGAAACUACUUAAAAGAAUACGAUAAUUCUGAUAAUUUGCGUUCCUCAACUCCUGUCGAGAGGCACGUCCCACAUGAAACCGAAGAUUUCAUAUUUGACAGAAACGAAUUUCAGGGCACAACUGGCGGCUCACAGGCUUUGAACAAUGCUGACACGCUAGUCUCAGAUGAUGAGGACCUUAUGGAGGAGUUUUACGCUUAUCAGCGAGAGCCACUUUUGAAAAGUAGGAGUUAGGAAACCGCGAUUGUUUGGUGGUGUCAGCACCUAAUUAAAUUUCCAAGGCUUUUUACGCUUGCCAUAUCGUUGUUCUACACUAAGCUCAGCACAUGCGAAGUGAAAAGAGUGUUUUCUUUGGCCUCGGGAAUCAUGGGGAAGGACAGGACCCGACUGUCAUCAAGAAAUUUCAAAUCCGCGAUGUUGCUAAGAGACAGAUUUGACAGGUUUGGCUUUUACAAUCGCGUCUUGCACCCUCCCCCCCCCCCCCUCCUU